AGUCUGUUGGAGCAGCAGAGGAACAAUUUUCAGCUCAGCUACUACAGAGGAAACAAUGACUUCAUCACAAAAGGUGAGAAAAGUAUCACAGUUACAUGGUUAUUGAAACUGUGUGUUUAGCUGGUUGGUUUUUUAAAAACAUGUUAACAGCAGCUUUAUCUUUUCCAUUCUGCAUAUAUACAGAAUCUACAGUCACAGCCAAAAACCACUAAAGUUAGAAGAAAAUACAAAGAUCAUAUUUUAUAAGCACAUGGAAACAACAUUAUCAUCAGUUGAACUUGCAAUUUUUUUUUUAUUUUUAUUUUUUAAUAAUGUAAUUUCAUUACAUCUCUCAUUGUGUCACAUCAUUGUAAUGUGAUACUGUCACCAGAAGGUGGUGGUAACACACCAACAAUGUGUUUGUUGACAUGUCUGAUUCCACUGAUGGAGGGAGUUUCAGUUUGUUCCACGACUGCAUUUCACUCACUGCCUCUGUUUGUAUCUCUGUCACUGCAGGACCAACAUGGAGCGAGAAGUCAGCGCUCUCAGGAGGCCGACAAACCUCACAGAAGAAAGGGAGAGAAAACCUACAGCUGUGAUGAGUGUGGGAAGGAUUUUACCCAGUCUGGACACUUAAAACGUCACCAACUCAUCCACAGUGGAGUUAAACCUUACAGCUGUGACGAGUGUGGGAAGUGUUUUACCCUUGCUCACAACCUAAAAAGACACAAAGUCAUCCACAGUGGAGUUAAACCUUACAGCUGUCAUGAGUGUGGGAAGGAUUUUACCCAGGCUGGAUACUUAAAAAAUCACCAACUCAUCCACAGUGGAGUUAAGCCUUACAGCUGUGAUGAGUGUGGGAAGUCUUUUACCCUGGUUGGAAGCUUAAAAAGACACCAACUCAUCCACAGUGGAGUUAAAUCGUAUAGCUGUGACUUGUGUGGAAAGUCUUUCACCCGGGCUGGAAGCUUAAAAAUACACCAACUCAUCCACAAUGGAGUUAAACCGCAUAGCUGUGACUUGUGUGGAAAGUCUUUUACCGAGGCUGGAUCCUUAAACAAACACCAACUCAUCCACAGUGGAUUUAAA
Messenger RNA from Oreochromis niloticus (Nile tilapia), 1068 nucleotides. RefSeq names its product zinc finger protein 492-like. The transcript has 2 exons. Gene Ontology annotation, cellular component: nucleus. The annotation marks the transcript as partial. Gene Ontology annotation, molecular function: DNA-binding transcription factor activity, RNA polymerase II-specific; RNA polymerase II transcription regulatory region sequence-specific DNA binding. The record is from RefSeq and is a predicted model, not a curated record. NCBI's taxonomy places the organism in Eukaryota, Metazoa, Chordata, Actinopteri, Cichliformes, Cichlidae. Gene Ontology annotation, biological process: regulation of transcription by RNA polymerase II.